Messenger RNA from Cynara cardunculus var. scolymus (artichoke), 6382 nucleotides. RefSeq names its product callose synthase 1-like. The record is from RefSeq and is a predicted model, not a curated record. Gene Ontology annotation, cellular component: plasma membrane; 1,3-beta-D-glucan synthase complex. The coding region runs from base 138 to 5978 and encodes 1946 amino acids. Gene Ontology annotation, biological process: (1->3)-beta-D-glucan biosynthetic process. The transcript is spliced from 43 exons. Gene Ontology annotation, molecular function: 1,3-beta-D-glucan synthase activity. NCBI's taxonomy places the organism in Eukaryota, Viridiplantae, Streptophyta, Magnoliopsida, Asterales, Asteraceae.
UGAAAUCUCUUUUGUAAUCAGCUAAUCUUCACUAUGAUGAUAAAAGUUGCUUUUCUGUGAAGCUUUUGAGCUUCAAUUAUCUGGAGGUUUUUAAGAGUGGGGCAAAAACUAUUCUGUAAGAAGGAUUGGGAGAAACUAUGGCUUACAACCGAAGAGGGUCCGAUCAGCACCAGCCGCCACCUGGGCGGCUACUGCGGACUCAAACCGCUGGUAGUUUGGGUAUGGACUCUAUGAUGGACAGUGAGGUGGUGCCUUCAUCUCUUGCUCAGAUUGCACCUAUCCUUCGUGUUGCUAAUGAAAUUGAACCUAUCAAUCCAAGAGUUGCCUACCUUUGUCGGUUUUAUGCCUUCGAGAAAGCCCACAAACUAGAUCCAACAUCAAGUGGACGUGGUGUUCGCCAAUUCAAGACUCUCCUACUUCAACGCCUAGAGAAGGAAGACAAAGCAACAUUUGCAGGACGAACAAAGAGUGAUGCUCGUGAAAUGCAGAGUUUUUAUCGACAUUACUUCGGGAAGUACAUUCAUGCCUGGCAAAAGGCUGAUAAAGCUGACCGCACUCGGCUUACAAAAGCUUAUCAGACUGCUGCAAUUCUGUUCGAGGUUUUAAAGGCUGUUAAUCUGACAGAGUCUGUAGAGGUGGCAGAUGAGAUUUUGGAAGCUCACACUAAGGUUGCUGAGAAAACAGAGAUGUAUGUUCCUUAUAAUAUUCUUCCACUUGACCCUGACAGCUCAAAUCAAGCAAUAAUGAGAUAUCCAGAGAUUCAAGCUUCUGUUUCUGCACUACGUAAUACAAGGGGACUUCCGUGGCCCAAGGGCUACAAGAAGAAAGAAGAUGGGGACAUUCUGGAUUGGCUACAGGCUAUGUUUGGUUUUCAGAAAGAUAAUGUCUCGAAUCAGAGAGAGCACUUAAUCUUGUUGCUCGCAAAUGUUCACAUUCGCCAAUUCCCAAAGCCUGACCAGCAACCUAAGCUGGAUGAUUGUGCGGUUACUGAAGUUAUGAAGAAACUUUUUAAGAAUUACAAGAAGUGGUGCAAAUUUUUGGGUCGCAAAAGUAGUCUUUGGUUGCCAAAUAUUCAACAAGAAGUGCAACAAAGGAAAUUGUUGUACAUGGGUCUGUAUCUUCUCAUAUGGGGUGAAGCUGCAAACUUGAGAUUUAUGCCAGAAUGCCUUUGCUAUAUCUAUCAUCAUAUGGCGUUUGAAGUAUAUGGUAUUCUGGCUGGUAGUGUUAGUCCUGUGACUGGUGAGGAUAUUAAACCUGCAUAUGGGGGUGAAAAAGAGGCAUUCUUGAGGAAAGUGGUGACUCCUGUCUACAAUACAAUAGCGCAGGAAGCUAAAAAAAGCAAAGGGGGAAAGACAAAACAUUCUCAAUGGAGAAACUAUGAUGACCUAAAUGAAUACUUCUGGUCAGAUGAGUGUUUUCAUCUGGGAUGGCCAAUGCGUGAAAAGGCUGAUUUCUUUUGUCAGUCUCAUGAUGAUGUAAGUAUUGAUAUACUUUUGGAAAAAAAACCUGCUACAAGUGAUCGGAUAGGAAAAAUCAAUUUUGUUGAGGUAGAUUCAUAUUGGCAUAUCUUUAGGAGCUUUGAUAGGAUGUGGAGCUUUUUCAUUUUAUGUUUGCAGGCAAUGAUCAUCAUAGCAUGGAAUGGAUCGGGUGAACUAAGUUCUAUCUUCAAUGGAAUCGUGUUCAAGAAAGUGUUGAGCAUUUUCAUAACAGCAGCAAUAUUGAAACUUGCACAAGCUGUUAUUGAUGUAGUUAUGAUGUGGAAAGCAAGGUUCAGCAUGUCAUAUUAUGUCAAACUUCGAUAUAUUCUGAAAGCUCUUUCUGCAGCAGCUUGGGUGGUGGUUUUACCGAUAACAUAUUCUUAUAGUUGGAACAAUCUCUCUGGGGUUGGAGAGACCAUUAAGAACUGGUUUGGCAAUGGACCAAGUUCACCUUCUCUGUAUAUUUUAGCUGUUGUUAUCUACUUGUCUCCAAACAUCCUUUCUGCGCUAUUAUUCCUCCUACCAUUUAUACGUCGGAAUCUUGAGAAAUCAGACUACAAAAUUGUGAGGUUCAUGAUGUGGUGGUCACAGCUUUCACUCUAUGUCGGAAGGGGAAUGCAUGAAGACCCUGUCUCCCUUGUCAAGUACACUAUAUUCUGGGUUCUCCUCAUAAUGGCAAAGUUAGCUUUCAGUUACUACUUAGAGAUAAAGCCUCUAGUGGGCCCAACGAAAGCAAUUAUUCGGCUACACAUAAGACGUUAUGAAUGGCAUGAGUUCUUUCCUCAAGCUAAAAGCAAUAUUGGCAUUGUGAUUACACUCUGGGCUCCUAUCAUUCUUGUUUAUUUCAUGGAUACUCAAAUUUGGUAUGCCAUAUUUUCCACUAUAUUUGGUGGUAUUUACGGUGCAUUUCGGCGUCUUGGAGAGAUUCGAACUUUAGGGAUGUUAAGAAGCCGCUUUCAGUCAUUGCCGAGUGCUUUUAAUGACUGCUUAAUUCCAGCAGAAAAUAGUGACAGGAGUAAGAAGGGACUCAAGGCCACUCUAUCCCGUAGAUCUGCUAAGGUCCCAACCAAUAAAGAGAAGGAGGCAGCAAGGUUUGCUCAGAUGUGGAAUAAAAUCAUUACAAGUUUCAGGGAGGAAGAUUUGAUAAGCAAUAGAGAAAUGGACCUUUUACUCAUGCCAUACUGGGCUAAUCUUGACUUGGAUCUUAUUCAGUGGCCUCCAUUUUUACUUGCUAGCAAGCUUCCAAUAGCCUUGGACAUGGCAAAAGACAGUAACGGCAAGGACCGUGAAAGAGAACUGCAAAAAAGGCUGAAUGCAGACAGUUAUAUGCUCUGUGCCGUUCAGGAAUGUUAUGCUUCAUGCAAAAAUAUUUUAAAUUAUCUUGUUCUAGGGAAUCGUGAAAAGGAUGUUAUGACAGAGAUUUUCAACAAAGUUGACCAUCAUAUACUGGAGGGAGAUCUCAUAAGUGUGUUGAAUAUGAAUGCCCUGCCUAGCCUUACUGAUCACUUCAUCCAGCUUAUAGAGUUCUUGAUAAAAAAUGAAGCAAGUGACAAGGAUGAUGUUGUAAUUGUGCUACUUAACAUGCUGGAGGUGGUGACCCGAGACUUAAUAGAUGACCCAAUUACAAGCUUGCUGGAGCCAAGUGACGGUGGAUCUUAUGAGGGUAUUAUACAACAAGAUAAACAUUAUCAGAAGUCCUUUGCGGCCCUUAAUUUUCCUGUUACAGAAGAAACAGAAGCUUGGAGAGAGAAAAUUAGAAGGCUUCAUCUCUUGCUUACUGAAAAAGAAUCUGCUAUGGAUGUACCAUCAAAUUUGGAAGCCAGGAGGCGCAUAUCUUUCUUCUCAAAUUCAUUGUUUAUGGACAUGCCCGUGGCACCCAAAGUUCGAAAUAUGAUAUCUUUCUCGGUCCUGACUCCUUACUACAACGAGGAUGUUCUUUUCUCUGUGGAUACCUUGGAAAAGCCAAAUGAAGAUGGAGUUUCCAUCCUUUUCUACUUGCAGAAAAUUUACCCAGAUGAAUGGAACAAUUUUCUAGAGCGAGUAGGACAUAGCAAUGAAGAUGAACUGAAAGGAAGCCCAGAGUCAAUAGAACAACUUCGCCUUUGGGCAUCAUAUAGAGGCCAAACGCUUACCAAGACUGUACGAGGCAUGAUGUACUAUCGGCAAGCAUUGGAACUUCAGGCUUUCCUUGACAUGGCAAAGGAUGAUGAGUUAAUGAAAGGUUACAAGGCUGCUGAAUCUAACACAGAAGAAUAUUUAAGGAAUGAAAGAUCACUACUUGCACAAUGUCAAGCAGUGGCAGAUAUGAAGUUCACAUAUGUGGUGUCGUGCCAACAAUUUGGCAUCCAGAAGAGAGCGGGUGAUGCUUUUGCUCAGGACAUUUUAAGACUUAUGAGAACGUAUCCUUCUCUUCGUGUUGCCCAUAUUGAUGAGGUGGAAGAAACGAGCGAUGAUAAAUCAAAAACGCAAGUUGAAGUAUCUUACUAUUCAGUUCUUGUGAAAGUUGUACCAAAGUCUACUGAUGCAUCCGACCCAUUUCAAAACUUGGAUCAGGUUAUAUAUCGCAUAAAACUUCCAGGACCAGCCAUAUUGGGUGAGGGAAAACCAGAGAAUCAAAAUCAUGCCAUAAUUUUUACUCGUGGAGAAGGCCUGCAGACAAUAGACAUGAACCAGGACAACUACAUGGAAGAAGCCUUUAAAAUGAGGAAUUUGCUUCAAGAGUUUCUAAUCAAACAUGGUGUUAGAACCCCAACUAUACUUGGACUUAGGGAGCAUAUAUUCACUGGCAGUGUUUCUUCACUUGCGUGGUUCAUGUCAAACCAAGAGACUAGUUUUGUAACAAUUGGACAAAGAUUGUUGGCAAAUCCAUUAAAGGUCAGAUUUCACUAUGGGCAUCCUGAUGUGUUCGAAAGGCUAUUUCACCUGACGAGAGGGGGUAUCAGCAAGGCUUCAAAAAUCGUCAACCUGAGCGAAGACAUAUUUGCAGGUUUCAAUUCAACGUUACGUGGAGGAAAUGUGACUCAUCAUGAAUACAUACAAGUUGGUAAGGGAAGAGAUGUGGGGCUGAACCAGAUCUCAUUGUUUGAGGCAAAAAUAGCGAAUGGAAACGGGGAGCAGACGAUGAGUCGUGAUGUAUAUAGGCUUGGACACCGUUUUGAUUUCUUUCGCAUGCUCUCAUGCUAUUUCACUACUGUCGGAUUCUACUUCAACACACUGCUCACUGUGCUUAUCGUAUAUGUGUUUCUUUACGGGCGCCUUUAUCUCGUACUCAGUGGACUUGAAAGAGAAUUAAGUACGAAUAGAGAAGUUGCGAAAAAUAAACCCCUUCAAGUAGCUCUCGCUUCACAAUCUUUUGUUCAAAUCGGCUUUCUUAUGGCACUUCCAAUGAUGAUGGAAAUAGGGCUUGAAAGAGGGUUCCGAAGAGCAUUUACUGAUUUCGUUCUAAUGCAACUACAACUAGCUUCCGUCUUCUUCACAUUUUCGCUUGGAACAAAGACCCAUUACUACGGAAGAACAUUGCUUCAUGGGGGUGCACAAUACAGAGGUACAGGCCGUGGAUUCGUUGUGUUUCAUGCUAAGUUUGCGGAGAAUUACAGGCUCUACUCUCGCAGCCACUUUGUCAAGGGAAUAGAACUUCUCAUCUUACUUGUUGUAUAUGAAAUAUUCGGUGAAUCCUACAGAAGUUCAGUUGCAUAUAUACUGAUUACGGUAUCAAUGUGGUUUAUGGUGGGGACCUGGCUUUUCGCUCCCUUCCUUUUUAACCCGUCUGGAUUUGAGUGGCAAAAAAUUGUCGAUGACUGGAACGACUGGAGUAAAUGGAUAAGCAACCGAGGAGGGAUCGGUGUCUCUGCAGAUAAAAGUUGGGAAUCGUGGUGGGAGAAGGAGCAAGAGCAUCUUGUUUCUGCUGGGCUAAGGGGUACUAUUAUGGAGAUCUUGUUGGCACUUCGCUUCUUCAUCUAUCAGUUUGGACUUGUUUAUCACCUGAACAUAACAAACAGCAAAAGUUUUCUGGUUUAUGCGAUAUCAUGGCUUGUGAUCUUUGCAGGACUUCUUGUAAUGAAGGUGAUGUCAUAUUGUAGAAAGUCUCUUAGUAAUGACUAUCAGCUUGCAUUCCGGUUGAUCAAGGGAUUAAUCUUCGUCACUUUUCUUUCUAUCCUCAUCACCUUAAUUGCACUACCUCAAAUGACACCCAAGGAUAUUAUAGUAUGCGUUCUAGCUCUAAUGCCUACCGGUUGGGGAAUGCUACUGAUCGCACAAGCUCUGAAGCCAUUUUUGAGACGAACUGGAUUGUGGGCAUUUGUUAGAACGCUAGCGCAAUAUUAUGAAAUAAUAAUGGGUUUGCUUCUAUUCACCCCUGUUGCAUUUUUGGCUUGGUUCCCAUUUGUGUCAGAGUUUCAAACACGAAUGUUGUUCAACCAAGCAUUUAGCAGAGGGCUACAGAUCUCUCGUAUUCUUGGUGGUGGCCAAAAGAAAGAGCGAUCCUCCCGCAACAAGGAUUGAGUGAAUAUUCCCUUUCCUUUGCUUAUUCAAAACUACAAUUUACAUGUUUGUAAUAGUUAAUACCAUCUUUUUUUCUGGGAUAGGUUGGGUGAAUUACAUGUGUUUAAAGAUAGUGUUUAUGCAAGUCAGGGUCUUCUGUUAGAAUGGCUUUAAAUUCCUUAGAGGUCUGUUGUUUAUGGAAUAGCUAUAUACCUUUGUAAGGAGAAAUUUGAGUUCCUAUACUUAAUAUACCACUUAUAUCCAAAAUAUGCUCUCAUGUUGCCCUUAUCUGGAAAAUAUGUUUAGCUUUUAUUUUCUUUAACGAAUAUCCCACCAUUCAUUUUAUAUUCUCUCUAUGUUUCUGUCUUCUCUCUCCUCCUAAAAGCAAGUAGAUCGGACAUUUUUAACAUGAAACGUAAUAAGAC